AUGUUGUCACUUGCGGCUCGUUGCUCAGCGGCUCAGCGAUGCGCCUCCACGUACAGUGGACUCACUUCUGCAGAUUUUAUGAAGGAAAAGACAAAUGAACCGAUUUUGGAGUACCGAAAGGGCAGCAAAGAGCGACAGGACUUGGAAGCCGCGUUGGCCUUUUACAGCAAGGUUGGAAUUUUCUACGAGCUACACAGUUUAUCAUUUGAAAGUUUGAUCUGCGAAUUUUGACCGUGAUUUUUGCAAUUUCGGGCAAUUUUUUUUCUGCAGACAAAACAAUAAAAGUGUAGCGAUUUAAAAGAAAACAGUACUGAGAAAGAGAUAGAAAAUUGUCUGUGGCCGAGAAACUUGUAAAGCGAAAAGUGCGGCCAAUAGAAGCGACAGAUAACGAUCCGAGCGCCGAAAAGCGAGAGAGCGUGGCUCGGCGAGAGACGCAGACAUAAUUGGACACUGAAUUAUGCGGUUUCCGAUUGCAGAAUGUGACCGAUGUGCCGUUGAGAAUCGGCGACAAGAAGAUCACCAAUCAGUUGGAAAGGAAGCAAGUUAUUGUGAGUUAUUUUGCACUUUUUUUGUGUUAAAAAAUCGAUAAAAACUGGCAAAUUUAGCCGUCGGAUCAUCGAUCGACGCUGGCGAGAUACACAUAUGCGACUGGAGAACAAAUUCGAGAAGCCAUCGAUGUGGCACUUCAAUCGAGAGCCGCAUGGGAGAGAAAACCACUCAAGUAGACUAAUUUUGAAUAAGUGUCCGUCUAAUUUAGGCUAUUUUUCAGAGAGCGCGCUGAAAUUUUGCUCCGUGCCGCCGAUUUGGCUGCCGGAAAGUACAGAAUGAAGCUAAAUGCGGCUACGAUGCUCGGACAGGGAAAGAAUAUUAUCCAGGUACCGAAAUUCUGAAACAUCGCUAAAUUUAAUGAAAUUCCAUUGUUUUAGGCAGAAAUUGAUGCAGCCUGCGAACUUAUCGACUUCUUCCGUUUCAACGCUGCUUUUGCACUAGAACUGGAGCAUUACGAACCGAUUUCCACGAAGAUCACCAAGAAUACGAUGCAGUUCCGUGGAAUGGAAGGAUUCGUCGCUGCGAUCGCACCCUUCAACUUCACAGCUAUCGGAGGAAACCUGCCGACUGCUCCGGCUCUCAUGGGAAACGUCUUGUUGUGGAAACCAUCAAACACUGCAGUUCUUUCUAAUUAUUUGAUUUACGAGCUACUGGAAGAGGCUGGCAUUCCUUCCGGAAUUCUUUCAUUCUUGCCAUCUGAUGGUCCCGUCUUUGGCGACGUCAUCACGAAGUCUCCGCAUUUGAGCGCCGUCAACUUCACCGGAUCCGUGCCGACCUUCAAAACGAUUUGGAGAAAGGUCGCCGAGAAUCUGGAUAAUUAUGUGACUUUCCCGAAACUCAUCGGAGAGUGCGGUGGAAAGAACUUCCAUUUCGUUCAUCCGUCCGCGCAUGUGGACGCCGUCGCUGCUGGAACCGCACGCUCUGCCUGGGAGUACUCCGGACAAAAGUGCUCCGCAUGCUCCAGAGUUUACGCUCCGAAAUCGAUUUGGCCAAAGAUUCUCACAAAAAUCGAGAAGAUUCACAAGGAAAUCAAGGUCGGCGACGUUCGCGACGGAUCCAUCUUCCUCUCGGCCGUCAUCGAUGACAUUGCAUUCGCCCGACUAAAGUCGUACAUUGAUUACGCGAAGACCGGAGCUGAUGGAGCUAAGAUUGUGCUCGGAGGAACCUGCGACGACUCCACUGGCUAUUUCAUUCAGCCGACUCUGAUCACUGUCACCAAUCCGAACAGCAAAUUGCUCACGGAAGAGAUGUUCGGACCAGUUGUGACGGUUUACGUCUACGAGGAUUCCAAGGUCGAUGAAAUUCUCGCGUCCGUCAAGGAUGCCACGCCAUUCGGAUUAACCGGAGCGGUUUUCUCACAGGAUAAGGAAUUCUUGAAUAGGUGAGUACCGAGCAUUUUUUUUCCGAUAAAACUGUUGUUUGUGUUAUUUUUCAGAGCCCGCGACGUUCUCCGUGACGCUGUUGGAAAUAUGUACCUGAACGACAAAUCGACUGGAUCAAUCGUCGGACAACAGCCGUUCGGAGGAGCGAGAAUGUCCGGGACGAACGAUAAAGCUGGAGGUCCGCACUACGGACUCAGAUGGACUUCCCCGUUGACAAUCAAGGAGACGUCCAUUCCUCUGACAGAAUGGAAGUACCCAUCUAUGGAAUGA
This is a messenger RNA of Caenorhabditis sp. 36 PRJEB53466, 2201 nucleotides long. NCBI's taxonomy places the organism in Eukaryota, Metazoa, Nematoda, Chromadorea, Rhabditida, Rhabditidae. The record is from the annotation of a GenBank genome assembly.